GCCAUUUUGCAAGAAUGUCAGCCAAAUCAUCAGCUCGCGUUUAUAGUUAACAUUUUUUUGUUAUUACAGUGAAAUUAUUGUAGUUUUUUGCUUCUACAAGUAGUAAACUUUUAGUGUGCAGUGAAAUGGAUCGUUUUAUCAGCAUGUGGAAGGUUCGGGAGUUGGCGGACAAAGUCACAAACGUAGUGAUGAACUACACAGAAGUGGAGGGCAAAGUCCGAGAAGCGACCUCCGAUGAGGCGUGGGGUCCAACGGGUCAGCAGAUGCAAGAACUAGCGUUGGCCACGUUCACAUAUGAGCACUUUCCGGAGGUCAUGAGCAUGCUGUGGAGGCGGAUGCUGCAUGAUAAUAGAUCGCAUUGGAGACGGACUUAUAAGUGCCUCCUCCUACUAAGUUACUUGGUGCGCAACGGUUCAGAGCGCGUGGUGACGUCAGCGCGCGAACACAUUUACGAUUUGAGAUCGCUUGAGAAUUACACGUAUGUCGACGAUUUGGGGAAGGAUCAGGGUAUAAACGUGCGACACAAAGUGCGUGAACUGAUCGAUUUCAUCCAAGAUGAUGAGAAAUUACGAGAGGAGAGGAAAAAGGCAAAGAAAAACAAAGACAAAUAUAUUGGCAUGUCCUCCGAAGCGAUGGGGAUGGGCAUGGGUAUGGGAAUGGGGAUGGGGAUGGCGGUUGGGAGUAGGUCGAGCGGUGGGCCUGGGGGGUGGGGGGAGUAUAGCGAUAGGAAUACCACUUGGGACGAGGGCAAAGAACGAACUGAAGAGGAAGAAUAUGAUCGUGAAGAUUCCGAUGGUGAAUAUGGACACAGGAAACCGAAUAAAGAGAACGUAUACAGUGACGCGGAAGCCGUAAUCACAGAGAGUCCAUCCCUCGCCCGUGUGCUUGAUGAAGAGCGUUCUGGGGGUGUUGGGGGUGUUGGAGGUGUUGGGGGUGGGGGGAGGAAGCCGCUCAAUAUCAACCUGCGCAGCCCAGCCAGGAACAAACCGGUGACUCCGAGCAAGACUAUUGAUCUUGGUGCCGCAGCAACGUACGGCAAGUCGCAACAAAACCAACAAGCAACGAAAACAACAACACCAAAAGCAACAACAAACAACAACUCACAAGAAUUACUGGACGAUUUGUUCAAAACGUGCGCGCCCACUGAAGUGGCUAGUACUGGUGGUGAAGAUGAUUUUGAUCCUAGGGCGGAAGAAAUUAAAAAUGCAGCGAAAGAGGAGUUUGGUGAUUUCACAAAUGCGUUUUCAAGUCCGCCGAAAGAAAGUGGUGAUGGAUUUGCUGACUUUGCUAGCGCUUUCAGUGGACCCCCUGUGCAGACGGACGUUUCAGCUGCCUCGAACCUGGACCUGCUCAGCGAGCUCACACCAACCAGUGGUGGGGGCAAUAUCUCCACCGGGGGUAGCGGGUUCGAUAUCGACGCGCUUACUGGGACCUUUGCGGACACGAGCAUAUCUAGUUUGCAAGGCGACACGAGAGCUCUCCGCACCGACACACUCGUUCCAGAGCUGCGGGGACUCACACACAAGAUAUUAACCGAUAUACGAAGCCAAGAUGAAGCCAUUAAAAUAAAAAUAUACAUCCACAAAGUGCUAAACCUCCUCCCCGGACCAAUUACCCCGCAAAAGUUGUUUGGGAAUGACGAAAAAAUCAUAAAUUCCAACAAUAUAGAUGUGUAUACCCAAGUUUUGUCCGGCUGUGUGACUCAACUAUUUCCCCAUUGGCCGGUUUUCAAACAAGAAUUAGUUGCGUUAUUCACUUUAGAAGAAAGCUUUCUCCUGAGCCAAGAAACUUUGACCAUCAUGUGCGGGUUUAUCAAGGAGGAACGGAAUAAUACAGUGUUGGAAGCGCUAGCCUUCAUAAUGCAAAAGUUUGCAAAAAGUGAUGCGGUUUUCGCUGCUAUAGUAGACUGCUGUCUCUCGAUCGGUGAUGGCAGGGAGAGAUAUAAAGUGCAAACGGAUUGGGAAACAUUUGUACAAUAUUAUAUAACUUUACCGGAAAGAGUUGCGAAUCGAUUAGAGAUUAGAACGCCUAAAGAAUUCUCCCAUGAAAGUUUCUCUUUUAUAGUCGUGUUUCAAAUCGUUCGCUGUAUAGACUUCAUGGCGGAAAGUAGUUACAAACAAGGCAUCAAAUAUGACUUGACCUGCCUCUCGCAUCUAGUUUCCAAAUACAUUAAUUACUACAAUAAUACACAGGCGUUCCAACACUUUAUUGAAGUUUUUAUUGCAUGGACAGAUAAUGAAAAUAACAACCCGAAUAAAUUCGUCAUGAGAAAAUUGAUUCAGACGCUCUCAUACCAUUUAAAUAGACAAGCGAUUGACAAAUUCUCAGUGUAUGUUUGCAAAAAGUGUCCAAUCUAUUAUAAGAAUAAAGACCAACCGAUCAAAACGUUGCUUGGUGAUAAUAUUGAUACUAACAAGGAUUGGAACGAAAUUCUAACAUAUAAAAUACCGUUCAACAUUCACCCGGAAAAUUUUAAAGAUACAACACUGCAAGAGAACUUGAUCUAUUAUAUUGCGUCGAGUAAAAAUGCGAGCAGCGUUCUGAAUGAUCUAAUCUUUAGUCUGAGCAAAGUUUGGGCCGAUGUUCGUUCCAAGAACAUUGCAGAUGUAAACCAACACAUGUAUACGUCAAUUUUAUUAUUAUUAGCGGUGAAAUACAAAGUAAUGUUGGGAAAACAGAGCAAGGGCGCGUGGGAUGUCAUGCAGUUAAAGAAAAUACUCUUCAGAGGCAUGACAAAACACUUAGACGUGAUAGCGCAAGAGUUUCGCUGUAUAGGAAUGGCCACGGUGGAAUUAAUACUGAAAAUGCUGAUAGAAGUCGACGAAACAGACAGAAAGGCUGUUAAAAAGUUGAAAUUUGACUACAGUGACAUGGGCAACGCGUGUCUCGAUAUAUACAAUAUUCUCAAAAAUGUCACUACUAAAUGUUUAUUCGACAAGGAUCACGUGAAACCCGCUAACGAAUUGAAACCGGCUAAUUUAAAUAAAACGCUCGAUCUUAUCGCGUUUAAAGUAGAUGAUGUCGAAAGGCCAAUACACAAUACGAUACUAACCUGCGCUGUGAAAAGUCCAGAACAAACAAAAACUAUAGUAAAGACAAUUAUAUCGGUUAAAUUGGAUGAAUUGAAGAAAAAUGGCAAAGACGAUGACUUAGAUUCAGACGAUGAUCUCCAACCUUACGAUAUGAGCAACGAUGUUUCGGAAUCGGCAAAAAAGAAACCGCACUAUUUGAGAGAUCUCCUCGACAUGCUAAGAGACGCAAAGGACGUGGAAUACUUUGAGAUAGCAUUGCUGAGUUCAGAAGAAUUAGUCCAGGAACAGAUGAAGAACGAACACAGAGUACUUGCCAUAGAGCUGUUAGAUCUGUUUGUGCAUUUAGAAGAGAAAUUCCACGUUGAAAACUUUGACCACAUUAGGUUUAACACGGCUGUGGCCAUUGUCUGUGCACAGCCUAAAGAUUGCGCGGAACAUUUGUGCAAAGAAAUACACACAGAUAUAGGCAGAUACUCCAUAGCCACCAAGAUAUUCAUGUUAGAUGUGCUCUCCGAAUCGGCCAAUCGAAUCGCCGGCGUCAGUCCUACGAUGGAACUGAAACAUAAAACUGAAACGAAGAUUAAACCUGAGGAAGCAGUCGCUGAAGAGGUUAUUAGACUCCGUCUUAUCAAUAAAACAAGAUACUUUCAUUCUAAACGACAGCACCCGUUCGCGAAAGCGAAGAAAAAUCAAUUCGCGGCGGUCGCAGAUUAUUUCUUCUAUCCGCUAAUUGGAGGAUUUGGCCAUCGGCAGCUGACGCUCAGCCAUUACAAUACAAAACAAGACGUUGAUAACAUUCUACUCUUAAAAUAUCUAACCGUGAUCGGAAAUAUCAUUCUGGCCUCUAAGAAUUGUCCAAAAUGCGCGAUGUAUUGCAAAGAAGUCAUCCCUAUGGUUUUAUACAUGCGUUUCUCGCCAGAACCCGAGAUUCAAAAGUGCGUGAUCUCAAUGAUAGCUUCCAUAGUGAUGGUUUUGCCUGAAAGCAUUGUAAGGGACGAAUUUUCGACUAUGAUGUCGGAGAUGUGCGCUUGGCUUAUGGACUAUUUGAAUAAUAUGGACUUGGCCACUAAAAUGAGUGGUGGGAGAACUGAUGCGGGAAUUUUCGCGGGACAAGUGUUACAUUUAAUUGAGAGAAGCCUCACUGAUUAAUACCAAACUUUGGCCUCAAUGAGCCGUGCUAGUUGCAAGAUCGUUAAGAUAACCAAAAACUCGGAGGCUAAAACAGAAGUACAUUUAAUAUAAGUGUAUGGCCCGGAUUGUAGGUGAAAGGGUAAAAUGAUAUACCAAAAAUUAAGUUUGGUAUUUGAAGGAAUAUUUUGAUUAAAAGGAAUUAAAAGAAGGUUUAUUCAUUAAUGCUAUCCUAUAAUUUAGGUCUCGAUUUGGAAAAGGUCUCGAAUGAAAUAAUUUCUAAAAUUUUUUUAAGCAUGUUUGGAGACCAUCUAGUCAGAAAAGGUUGACAAUAUUUUGUGUAAAUCAAAGUUUGCGUAUAUCAAAAAUAAUUGUUUAUGGUACGAAUAAAAAUAUAAACUGCUUGGUGUUGUAAAAUUUUUGAUUAUUUGAUGUAACUGCUAUUCAAUUUAAAUUUUAAAUGUAAAAUUCUAUUUGUAAUGCGUAAUCCAAGAUUAUUAAGAAGUUAAAAGUUAAUUUCUGUAUUGGCUGUCUAGUAAUGUAAGACGACAUAAUAUGUAUUAUAUUCCGAGAUAUACCGGCUAAUCUCUUUCGUAAUGUAUAGAUUAUAUCUCAAGUAAGGAGGCAACAACAGUAAGUUUUUAUGAUACAGUGAAAGAAAGUCCUAAAGUAAUUGAUCGUAAAUAAUAUCGAUCAAACCCAAAAGCUAUAUGAAAUAUGCGUCAAUCAUCAUAAGAUAUGUCUGUGUUAUUUACUCUUAAAAUAAUUCACAUAGGAAGGAAAGGGAUAGCAAGCUAAUAGUUAUUUUCGAUUUUAAGAUACUUCUCAUGAAUUUUAAUAUACUGUGCUUUGACUGACUGUAUUGUAUAAAAUGCUUUUAUAAAACAGACAAUUAAGUGCUAUCCUUGUACGAUAUGCAAGUAUACUCUGUAUUCUAUACUAUAAGUGCUGAUUUACACAGGGUCAGUAACUGACUACAAAUUCGAGGCAAAUCAUUGCUGACCCGAAAAAAAACCCUGUGUAAACAGAUUUAAAGUCAGUACAGAAGCUUGAAGUCAGUUAAAGUCAG
Molecule: messenger RNA, 5229 nt
Organism: Colias croceus (clouded yellow)
Lineage: Eukaryota; Metazoa; Arthropoda; Insecta; Lepidoptera; Pieridae
Gene: lqfR
Product: telomere length regulation protein TEL2 homolog
Exons: 11
Coding region: 126-4181 (1351 amino acids)
Biological process (GO): endocytosis
Cellular component (GO): clathrin vesicle coat; plasma membrane; endosome
Molecular function (GO): clathrin binding; phospholipid binding
Source: RefSeq, a predicted model, not a curated record